Molecule: messenger RNA, 1146 nt
Organism: Lachancea dasiensis
Lineage: Eukaryota; Fungi; Ascomycota; Saccharomycetes; Saccharomycetales; Saccharomycetaceae
Source: the annotation of a GenBank genome assembly
AUGGCGAGGAAAAGUUACUACGCGGUGCAAAAUGGUCGUAGCAAUGGUGUAUUCACCAAUUGGGGCGACUGUAAGGAUCAAGUGAAUGGAUAUCCAGGUGCCGUUUAUAAGAAGUUUGAUACAAUGGAACAAGCAAGGGCUUAUUCGAGCGGUGGGCAGAGCAAUUCUGGUUAUGGAUCGCGGAAUACUGAUUACGGCGAACGGUUUCGUUCAUCCCAGUCCGGCAGUCGUGGCGACAGAAACUAUGAGCACCACGUUCAUAAAAUCUCCACCCCAUCUGCAAGAAAUCAACUUGGAACGGACAGCUCUUACGGUCACCACAAAUCUUAUAAAAGCUCUCGUAAAUCGUCGUCGGGCUAUCCAAAUUAUUCUCGAACUUUCAAAGCUAAACCAGUGCAAGACAAACUGCCGCCUGAAAAAUACUACGCGGUGAGAAGUAGUAACGCGGACAUCGAAAAUAAGAUUUUUGACAACUGGGCUGAUUGUCAACGCUACGUUUCUGGUAAAGGCGGCCUGUCUUUCAAGAAGCUUUCUAGUGAGAGCGAUGCCGUUGAUUUCAUAAAUGGCUCCAGUUUCAGAGAUUACGAGCACAUUGACAUCCCCAGGGCCGAAUUUAACAGCCGUUACAAGAAAACUAGCACAUCAAAGUCUAGCCCGAAAAAAUGUAACGUCUACUGUGAUGGCUCAGCCUUGAGCAAUGGGCAAAACAACUCUCGGGCAGGGUAUGGCGUCUACUUUGAAGAUCAAAGUGAAGACAGUAUAUCAGAGCCUCUGAAAAAUGGUGCGUCCACCAACAAUAGAGCCGAGAUUCAGGCUGUAUCGAGCGCUUUGGAUAAAAUUUGGACAAAUUUGGCUGAUGAAAACAAAAAUGUGAGAUAUCAAAUCAAAACGGACUCUGAAUAUGUAUCGAAGCUGCUUAAUGACCGCUACAUGGGUUACGACGACGAAAAACUCAAAAGCAUGCCUAAUGGCGACUUGAUCAGACCUCUCAUCAAUAAAUUUGCCAAGGUCAAACAGUACUACGCCAUUAAUGAUUCAACAUUCGGCGAGUCACCUUUCAAAAUUGAUUGGGUCAAGGGUCACUCUGGUGAACCCGGAAAUGAGAUCGCUGACCAACUUGCACGAGAUGGGGCAGCCAAAAGAUGA